Messenger RNA from Camellia sinensis, 1216 nucleotides. The record is from RefSeq and is a predicted model, not a curated record. NCBI's taxonomy places the organism in Eukaryota, Viridiplantae, Streptophyta, Magnoliopsida, Ericales, Theaceae.
GCGUGAGUCAUUUUAUUGUGAAAAUUUUGUAGGCCUCAUACCUCAAGUUCCAUUCCACCGAGAGAGAGAGAGAAAGAGAGAGAGAGAGAUGGAUCCAAUGCCAAAACAGACCAUAGAGCACUUCACCCAUCCAGGCCAUCAGCUGGAACAAAUCUAUGCCAAGACAGAGUACACUUGUGAUGGCUGCAAGACCCACGGACAGGGGUCGAGGUAUCAGUGCAACAGCAAAUCAUGCUGCUAUGUUUUGCAUGACUACUGUGGCACAUGCCCUCCAAGCCUCUCCUCUUUCAUGCACCCACAGCACCCACUCACUCUGGUGGUCCGCAAUCCACAACAAUCCACCCGCCAGAAUGACCGCUAUUGCGAUGUGUGUCGUGAACCAGUAGAAGGGCUCUUCUACAGGUGUAAGGAUUGUGACUUCGAUGUCCACCCUCUUUGCACCCAAUUGCCUCGACAACUCCGCCAUGCGCUCGACCACUCCCAUCUCUUGACCUUCGAGGCACCCGUGUUGCCUAGUCCUUGUUCUGUUUGUGGCGCCGUGUGCUCUUCUUGGCGCUACAGGUGUGGGGUUUGUGGCUUGGAUAUUCAUCUCGAGUGCCUCUUAAAACCAUGUGUUCCGCCAACACAACAACGGUCAGUCCGACCAUCGGGUCCAAAUCCAAAUCAUCCUCCGCCAUAUCCACUGCGACCGCCACCGCCACUGCCUUAUGGUCAUCCUCCGCCAUAUCCACUGCCACCGCCAUUGCCUUAUGGUCAUCCUCCGCCAUAUCCACUGCCUCCGCCACUGCCUUAUGGUCAUCCUCCGCAAUAUCCACUGCCACCGCCAUCGCCUUAUGGUCAUCCUCCGCCAUAUCCACUGCCACCGCCUUAUGGUCAUCCUCUGCCAUAUCCACUGCCACCGCCUUAUGGUCAUCCUCCGCCAUAUCCAAUGUCACCGCCUUAUGGUCAUCCUCAACCGUAUCAACCGCCAAAGCUUUGUGGUUAUGGUAAUGGUUCUGGUUAUGCUGAUGGGGUUCCUUCUGGUUAUGGUUAUGGUAAUGGUUCUGGGGUUCCUUCUGGUCAUAGUGAUAAUUAUAACAUAUACAACAAUGGGAACCAGGCUCAAGGACAUGGUGAAACAUUUAAGAAGUUUGGUAAACGGAUGUUUUUACUUGUAGCGCAGCUAACUCUUGGAGUGGUCUCUAAUGGGAUAUUUGGACUGGCUUUCCCUUUUUGA